GGAGAGCAUCCGGAAGAAGCGCGUGCGGAAGGGUAAAGUCGAAUACCUGGUGAAGUGGAAAGGAUGGCCCCCAAAAUGGAGACACCGAAGCCCACAGCAGAGAGGAGUCCUUGCCUAGGGUCAGACAGCUGGGAAGAUCUGAACUACCUGAGCCCAGACUUGUGGGCCCACCCCUGUAAUACACAGCCAGCUCCACCAAAGGUACAGCACGUGGGAGCCAGAAGAGCACAUCCUGGACCCCCGCCUCGUCAUGGCCUAUGAGGAGAAACGGAAGUCCUGUAGGGUGUGGCAGCUCCUGCCCAGAGGACAGCCAGACGUUAGGAACAGACACCGUGGGGCUCACUGGUUUGCGCUGAGCUCCGGUCGAGAGACUGGCCCAAGGUCCCCCAGCCAGGGCGAGGGUGGAUCCUGACGCCUGCGUUCUUGCUGCUGUGCACGUGGCCUCUGUAGUGGGGCUACAGAAAGUGUGGAUGGAACCGAAACAGGAGGCAAAAUGAAGUGGCUCUGAAUCUCCCCACCACUUCUGGCACUGUCGUUUGGAGUCUCUGGUUGUGUUGUGUAUGUCGUGUGUGACUAUAAGCAUCCUCAAGUUGUGCCUUGUGUUUGUGUGUUUUGGUAUAUGGGGAAGGCACCCAGCAGAGAGUCAGGCAUCUACUAGGCACUAAUACAGGUUAAUUUUCUUCCUGUCCCCUGACUAGAUGGUACAGACAAGGUAGGAGCCUGCCCUCUCCCAAGUUCAUAUAGAUUGCACUCGGGGGGGCAGUCUGGGCUGAGCUACACUUGCAAAAGGAUUUGCCAUUCUCAUCAGCUCCUCUGGGACAGUCAAGGCAAAUUGGACUGACAGGUUUCUACCUGACUUCCCUAAGAGUAGAAACCGGAGCUUCAGCUUUGGAGGGGUCCCCAGCAGUGUGCAGAGCAGAGCCCUAUGUGGGCCUGGAGCCCAGUGAUGGUUCACAUGUUUUUGGAGAUGCUGCAUGAGUCCUGCCUCAGCGACUGAGACCAGUGCCCUCCCCGUCUGUCAGAUGGGAAGACCAGGGCCUUGCGAGUCGAGCAUCUGGCCCCCUUGUUGUGGCCCCAGCUGAGCAGUGGGGAGGAUCGGUGGACCGUCUGGAGGGCAUGUCCCCUUCCCGACAGGCAGCACAGGGCGGGCAAAGUGGACGCCUUGCUUUCUCUUAGAUGUCACCCGUGUUUCCUUUUCUUCUGCCGCCUGCUUCGCACCCCAGGGAAGAGAGAGACCGAGCGUCGGGGUAUAGGAAGAGAGGUCCGAAACCCAAGCGGCUUCUGCUGCAGCGGCUGUACAGCAUGGACCUGCGGAGCUCCCACAAGGCCAAGGGCAAGGAGAAGCUCUGCUUCUCCCUGAUGCGCCCACUCGGCAGCGGGAGCCCCGAGGGGGUGGUCAAGGCGGGGACACCCGAGCUGGUGGACAAGGGCCCCUUGGUGCCCACCCUGCCCUUCCCGCUCCGCAAGCCGCGCAAGGCCCACAAGUACCUGCGGCUCUCACGCAAGAAGUUCCCGCCCCGCGGGCCCAACCUGGAGAGUCUCAGCCAUCGACGGGAGCUCUUCCUGCAGGAGUCAUCGAGCGCAGACGUCCUGCAGGCGGCCAGCGAGUGGGAGCCCACGGAGCAGCCCCCCGAAGAGGAGGCAGAGACAGACCUGGCCGAAGGGCCCCCUCCCUGGACACCUGCGCUCCCCCCAAGUGAGGUGACCGUGACUGACAUCACCGCCAACUCCAUCACCGUCACCUUCCGAGAGGCCCAGGCGGCAGAGGGCUUCUUCCGAGACCGCAGCGGAAAGUUCUGAAUCAUCGUUUUUUACUCUUCUUAAACUGUUUUCUUUUGGGCUUGGGGUGGGGACUUCCAGAGAUGGGGAGGGGUUGGGGGCGGGGUAAUUAUUUUAUUUAAAAAAAAACCUGAGCAGAAGAAGUGGGGAAGACCCUCUGACCCUGCCCCUUCCUCUGCUAGGGACUUUUACGGGGAGGCCUCAGGCAGGGGCUGGCGCGCUGGGCGUUGCUCCAGGAGUUGGGGCAUCUCCCCAGGGCAGGAUGAGGACAAAGCCGCCUGCCUGGGACACCUCUGUCCUUGUUCUCUAGAGAUGCAGCAGCUGGUGCUGGGAGUGACAAGACCGUCAGGAGGCCCAAGCCCGCUCCCUCGAGCAGCCCGCCUCAGCCGUCUGGCUGGUUUCCCCUUCCCAUUUUUUUGAUCGGGUCUUUGUUUUGAACUUUCCACUCCAGUUUUGUGGUGAGCUGUGGAGGCUGUCUGUGACCAGAGUGACUGGGUCAGCAAGCAGGGGCAGGAGGAAGGGCUUGAGAUUGCUGGGGCCUGUCCCCUCCCCUUCAGAGAGGUUUCUGCCCUUCCCAGGGAGGAGGCUGCCAGCCGAGACCCUUCUGCUGAGAGCUCCACCCUCCCCACCACCUGGCCCGUGCAGACACACGCGUCGCCCAGCCUCACCGGGGUGCAGCGUGUGUGCCCCGCCUGCCCCAUGAAUUUGUGUGUGUCUACCGACAGGUCCGCGUGGGCCUUGCAAAUGUGCUUUAGAGCCUGACCAGGUGAAAUGGGGUGAUUCACAGCACUGAGGAACUGCCACGACACCCCACACUCACCCCACCUUGCAUGCACAUCACGUGAUAGGAUCUACGCCGGCCUGGUUUGCCUGCAGCUGUCAGUGGAGGGCAGAGGUCUAGCCGUGGGCACGAGGGCAUCUCUGCUGCAGGGAUGCAGGUGUGGUUUUGCGGUUAUACCCAGCGAGGUUGCAGGUGUGCAGGCCUCUGCCAGGUUGGGCUGACAUGUCAGCACCUGCUCCAAGACACUAGGGCCCUGUCUUGCCUCCCCAGGGGGGUUCUUGUUCUUUCUGACUCAGGUGACUUUUCAGCCCUUCUGACCCCCCUCUUCUUCUGCCCUCCCCUCCUACUCGGCCAACCCAGACGUGGUGUGGGUGUGGGCAGUCGGGCAGGGAGGCAGUGGCCCGCCACCUUCUCAGGGCAGCCCCCAACUCCUGAACCAUUCCUCCCAUUCUGUGUCCCUUCCCCAUCCACCCUAAAUGCCACAGCUGGGGCUAGCCUUGUUUCCCUGUGGGGGGACCUCCGCCAUGUCUUCCUGAGGUCAGGCUGCCUCAUAUGGUGGGUCAGGCCGUGCACAAGCCCUGGCGAGGGGCUGUGUCUGCCAGGAGGAGGGACGCUUGUUUUCUAGCUUGUACGGGGUACCCUGUGGGCUAGUAGCUUCCCUGCCAGUGAGGGCUGAGUUUUCCCUCCAUCCCUGUCCUGUAGAGGAGAAAAAGCCAGAUUGGGGGCACAAGGGGAGCGUGGCAAGGCCAGCACCCCUGUCCUCCGCUGUCGCCAGAGUCAGGGUAACCUGAACCGGGAGUGCAGCCGGGCUUUGAAACCCGCCUGCCCUCCCCAGCAUUGUCCCCCAGCCCCGUGCUGUGUCCUCAGGAAGUCAGCAGGAUCUCUGCUGAGGCACAGAGAGGGUGACUCUUCACCCAGCCUCUUCCCCAGUUCCCAAACCAAAGACAGCCUGAGCCCCCUUUCUGUUUGGGGCACUCCGUUGGCAAAAUCCCCAAACCCCCGAUUCUCUCUCUCUACCCCCUUCCUCCUUAAUCCUUAGUUGUCCAGGGUCAAUUCAGUGCUUCCAUUGGGGCGUGGUCCCCUCUGGGGUGACCUGAUUCACCCCCAGCCCAGGGAAUUGAACCUAGAGGAACAUGAAGAGGUAGGGCAGGAAAAGGAAGGGGCGGCAGGAAUCUCACCCAUUGGCUGUGGGACCCGGGGGAGGGGAAAGGGAAGCUCAGAGUUGCGGGGGAGACUCUUCCAAUAUAGGGGCUCCCAGCAGAGGUGAAGGUGGUGGAGUUGGGGGGUCUCUCUCUCCAGUUGGAUGUGUUGGCUGUGGCUUUGGACAUGGCUGGCAGCUUCCAGUAGAAGUCAUAGCCCCCAUCCCCCAGGGGACGUGGACCUCUUCCUGCUUCCUGGAAACUUUCAAAGAACUGUUUGUGCAAUCUGGGUUUGUGGUUUCGGGGGGCUUUCUUGUGGACGAGGCAGUUGUUUUUCUGUCUGCAGCAGCAGAACGCAUCUUUCCUCCUACUCAGCCCUUUAUGGCCCUUGGGGGAAUCCUGUGGCCCAGGGAGGGCUGAACUCCAGGGUGCCCUGGAGUGAGUGGACCAGAGAUGCCCAGCUCAGGGCAGCAUGUGGCUCAUGGGCUGCUGUGAGCCA
Microcebus murinus (gray mouse lemur) is the source of this 4198-nucleotide messenger RNA. The record is from RefSeq and is a predicted model, not a curated record. NCBI's taxonomy places the organism in Eukaryota, Metazoa, Chordata, Mammalia, Primates, Cheirogaleidae.